Molecule: messenger RNA, 2330 nt
Organism: Nelumbo nucifera (sacred lotus)
Lineage: Eukaryota; Viridiplantae; Streptophyta; Magnoliopsida; Proteales; Nelumbonaceae
Product: nuclear transport factor 2-like
Cellular component (GO): ribonucleoprotein complex; cytosol
Molecular function (GO): mRNA binding
Source: RefSeq, a predicted model, not a curated record
CCGUUAUACACAACAAACACAUACAAAUACAAAGAGUGGAGCCAGAGUGAAACAAGCGAGUGCAACUCAACCAUACAGAUCGUUGCAAAUCUAAUCCUAAGAUUGGGGCAUUGCGGUGAUCUAGGGUUUUGAGAUCUUUUCUCGCUGCAUGCUUUUCUAGAGAGUGAUAAUGGCGACUCCGGUAACUGCUGUUCAGGUUGGUUCGUACUUUGUUGGGCAGUACUAUCAGGUUAUCCAACAACAACCAGAUUUUGUUCAUCAGUUCUAUACAGAUUUGAGUACAAUGCUUCGCGUUGAUGGGAAUAGGACCGAGUCAGCCUCGGCAAUGCUGCAAAUCCAUUCACUUAUCAUGUCACUUCAUUUUACUGGAAUUGAGAUUAAGACAGCACAUUCUCUGGAUUCUUGGAAUGGAGGUGUUAUUGUGAUGGUCUCAGGCUUGGUGCAAAGUAAGGAUUUUAAAGGCAAGAGGAAAUUUGUGCAGACUUUUUUCCUUGCUCCUCAGGAGAAAGGGUACUUUGUCCUCAAUGAUAUCUUUCACUUCCUUGAUGAGGAACUGGUCCACCAGCAUCCAGAAGCUCUAUUAGCACAGGAUAAUUUUGAAUCCACAGCAAAUGUAUCUACUUCCCAUCCUGAGCCAGCUGUUUCAGACUACAUGUUGGGGGAUGAAAUUCAGGCCAUAGAAUUUGUGUCAUCAGCUCAUGUGGAAGAAAAUGAACCCACAGACAAUUAUAAUAUCGAAGAGGAACAGCAGCAACAAGUAUUGGGGGCAGAAAACCGAGAAGAGGAAACUCCUGUAGUAGAAGAGCCAACUGCUUUUCAGGGUACAAUGAACCCUGUGCGAGAACCUCCUACUGCUCCUGUUGAGGAACCUGUUGGAGAACCCCCUAAGCAAACUUAUGCUUCUAUUCUACGGGUUGCUAGAGGGCAAUCUGCAUCAUCUAUUGCUCCUCAGCCAUCUGUGAACAAGAGCACACAACCUACAGAGCGGCUUCAUACACCACAGCCUACUCCUCAGCAGUCAUGUACUGCAUCAUCUAUUGUUCCUGAAAAAUCUGUUGCAGAGGUGGCAGAAGAAGUUACAAUGUUGGAAGAAGGUGAAUCAAGAUCUGUGUAUGUGAGAAACUUGCCCCCUACUGUUUCUGUUUCUGAUAUUGAGCAGGAGUUUAAAAACUUUGGUAGAAUCAAGCCUGAAGGUGUGGUCAUCAGGCAUCGGAAGGAUGUUGGCAUUUGCUAUGCUUUUGUUGAAUUUGAAGAUGCCAUUGGUGUUCAAAAUGCAAUUCAGGCAUCUCCAAUACAAUUGAGUGGGCGGCAAGUGCACAUUGAGGAGCGGAGAGCAAAUGGUCCUGGUGGAACUGUAGGGGGAAGGAGGAGUAGUAGAGGCAGGGGCAGCUAUCAGAGAGAUGCUCCAAGGGGGCGUUUUGGCGGUCGGGGUUUUGGCAGGGGAAGCAGCCAGGAUGGUGGUGAGAGGGGGGACUACAACAGCAAACCAAGGGGUAAUGGUUUCUAUCAGCGAGGUGCACGACAAGACAGAGGAAUCUUGGGAAAUCAAGUAUCAAGAAAUGGGCAGAACCCGUCAGAGGUCACAUUCUAGGCUUCUAACACAGGGAGAGAGAUGUAACUUUUUAGUUUAGUUAAUCUUCAAUUCAGGUGCAUUUCCUUAUUUUGGGGUGUUGGGUAAGAAGCACCCCUGUUUUUUUGGGGUGUGGGCAUCAUCAUAUUUUAUCCUUUCUAUUCUUGUUAUAUGAUUUUCUUAUUUUAACUUCUGAUUUAAGAGAAAAUGAUUUUUACAAGAAUUGAGUAAUAGUUUUGUGUCGUCGUUGGGUUAUUGGGUAGUUGCUUGUUAGCUUUGGAUAUUCGUGUUCUCAUAAUCAGUUAGAGACACAUUUUGGAUUUUGGAUUUUGGAUUUUUGUUUUUCUUUUUUUGUCUUUUUAUGCGGGAAAAUAUUAUUAAUAUAAAGUCAGCGGAUUAUGGAUGGUUCUCCAAGCUAAAUAGUUGGUUAGGCUUCGGUUGAGCUUGCUUUUGUGGCAUUGAAAGGGGGCUAUGUUGAUGAGGUUUUCUUCUGAGCCAUUUGUGGCAUUUUUUUGGUAUGUUUAAAACUUUGGCUGCAGCAACAGAAACCUAUCCUGAAUUUGGGGCAUGUGAGAGUUGCAUUAUACCACUAUUUAGUAGUAGUGGCUUUUUAUAACCUUCUUACACAAUUAGGUAUUGGAAUUGUUUUGCAUGUAUUUGUAACCGUGGGUAUUUAUUGAAUAAACGCUGUCACAUAGGUGUCAUUUUAGCAUUUCUCUCAUUAUGUGAAUAUGUACAUAUGGGACUUUGUAAAAGUAGA